Messenger RNA from Nicotiana tabacum (common tobacco), 2443 nucleotides. RefSeq names its product ankyrin repeat protein SKIP35-like. NCBI's taxonomy places the organism in Eukaryota, Viridiplantae, Streptophyta, Magnoliopsida, Solanales, Solanaceae. The record is from RefSeq and is a predicted model, not a curated record.
GGAGCAUAAUAUUUGGAGAAAGGCAAAAUACUCGUAACCCAGUAACCAUCAAAGGCAAAGAAGAGGCAAAGUGGUUUCUCUAUUUCUCCCCCACCAAUAAUCAUAAAAAAUAAUAAUAUCAGGUCUGCUGGUAGAUAUGUUUCAUAAAAAAAUAAUUUGUUAAUUGUUGAAGGGUUUUAGUUCUGCAAUUUGAUGGGUUUUUGAUCUCUUGUUGUUUUGAAUUUUGGGGCUUUUUUGUUUCAGGGGUGUGCUGAAAUUUGCUUAAAUUUGAGUUUUUGAUGGAUUCUUAGAUGGAAGGAAUUGAUUUUUGAGGUAUUUGAUCAGUUUUGGGUGUUGAAUUGUUAAUAUGGAAGAAGAUAAGGCAGCUUUCAACAUUAGUGAAGAAGAGACUAUUUGUUCAGUGGAAACUGUACAAGUGAGAGGUGAGGGAAGCAAUGGGAAAGUGGUAUUUUCAAGAGAAGCUCCACUUGUACAUAAUAAGGACUUAAUAGCAGGAGGCUGUAGUUGUGGAGUCAAUAAGAUUAAAUCAAGGCUAGAAAAUUCUGAUUCAGAAAAUGAGAAACUGGGUCCUGAAAAAAAGCUUAGCAGACAAGAUAGGAUUGAGUUGGGGCGAUUGUUCCAGGGUGCUGUGAGCGGCCAUGAUUGGGAGCUGGCAGAGAGUUUGAUCCUACUCGCUGAUCCCCAAACUCUGAAUGAUGCUUUAUGCAUUGCUUUGGAUUCAAUCUGGUUUCUAACUAGUCAAGAGGAGUUGCAUGGGAUAACGGGUUUGAUUAAGAUGAUUAUUGGUAAUGGUGCAUAUGACUUCACUCGGGCUGUCCUAAGGACUUCAUUUCUUGCUUCUUGUGUUUCUGCGUGCCAGAGUCAAACAAUGAGCCUUGCAAAUACUGUCACUGUAAUGGCACAAAGCAGGUUGCAUGAACGACUGCAAGAAUGCAAUGGAGAUGAAGUUUUGAAGGUUGAAGCUGGUGCUAAGGUUCAGAAGUUCACUGAAUGGGCUCUUAAAUGUAUAGGUUACCAUUCCCGCUGCCAAGGAAAGAGGUAUAGGGUUGGGCAUAACUCUGCCAUUGAAAUACAACUGCAGUUAUCAGCUUUCAAAACAUUUCUGGAUCUUGCUGGGAACCACCUUACUGGAAAGGACUUCACAGAAGCAUUUGAUGCAGCUUGCUUUCCGCUUACACUCUUCUCUAGUUCAUUUGAUACUGGCUGGGCAUCAGGAGUUUCAGCUACUGCAAUUCAAGGAUUGCUCGGCAUGUUGGUGGAAGGGGGUGCGGACAAUGUCAAUCAGUGCUUUCUUGAAGCAUCGCGUUUUGGGAGCACAGAGCUGGUCCGCAUUCUUUUGCAGAUUGCUCAAAGGAACAGCUUGGAUGUUGAUGUUGACCUGGCUUUGGGAUUUGCUUCCCAUUAUGGUAAAAUCGGAACUAUGGAAUGUUUGGUGGAAGAGGGGAAUGCAAUGGCUUUCUUGGGCCCUCUGAUGAGAGCUGCUGAGAGGGGAUCCCUGCAGGUUGUCGAGUGGUUCGUCAAAAGGGGAUGCAGAGACAUGGAACUAUGUCUAGCCCUCACAGCUGCGACCUCCAGUUGUCAGGUUGAAGUUGCUGCAUAUCUCCUUCCGCACGUUCCGCAGCAUAUUCUUGCUGCCCUCAGCAUCGAGAUUCUUAAGGCUGCUGGUGAAAGAAGCGGCGGGUCUCUUGAUGGGGUAGCGUUUCUUCUGCGUUCAGACUUCCUUGGUGACCCUGUUGCUACUUAUGCUGUUGCCGACAGUAUUGCUAAAUCUGAUGAUGAUGAUGAUGCUGUGACUCCCAAUCUUAAGAGUUUCCUUCAGGAACAUUGGUCGGAAGCUGCUUUCUUUGAUGGGCUUAGGCAAGGACAAGAACACUACUUAAACCUUGUGCGUAUUGUGAAAUGGGGUGAAUCUCCCAUCUGUCUGAAGGAUCUUCCUGGGCCCUUGAGGGUAGCAAUAGCAUACCUGCCACUGUAUAGAGAAAGUGUUAAGGCAGGGGGCUAUCUGCUACCUCAAAAACUUAGGGGACAGCUCGUGGAAGCAGCCAAAAGGCUUGGCGGCGUAAUACUGGACGAGGCAAACCAAGGGAAAGAACUAUUGGCUGUCUUAGAGCAUCAUCUUCCUCCUUUUUUGCUAAAUGGAUCUUAUAAUUAGCAUCAUACUACACAUUCUAAGUUUUGAAAAUUUCACAUCUCCCCUUUCUCUCUCUCUCCCGUCACAAAGUAUAAUAACACAAAUAGUUGGGUUGGAAAAAAGGAAGAAGCCUCCAUAGUUGGUCAAUUUUCUUAUUGAACAUGUAGGUAGAACUUUGUUGGCUUAGUUAUAUAUCUGCGCGGAAUUCUGAAAAAUGCUUCCUUGAAUGUGUAUGUUGAUGAUAUGUAAGCAGAGGGAACCAUAUUCAGAAGGGUUGGUAACUCAAAUGGGCAUUAUAUAUUAGUUAGUUCC